This is a messenger RNA of Moneuplotes crassus, 2225 nucleotides long. The record is from the annotation of a GenBank genome assembly. NCBI's taxonomy places the organism in Eukaryota, Ciliophora, Spirotrichea, Euplotida, Euplotidae.
AUGAUUCCUUUAAAAACAAAGAACAAAGGCCUAAACCUAACAAGUAAUGAAGAAGGAGAAAAGUCCUUUGAAUCUUUAUGUAGUCCCAAGAUGUCUGGAAUAUUGAGCAAAUCUUACUUGAACCAGCUUCAGAGCGAACGACAUGGAGGCAGCUCUUCUGUAAUGUUACAGAAAGAUCACAGGCCAACUGUAAAUUCUAUGCUAAAGGGGAUUCUUAAGAAGACUUUUAAGAAUAACCACAUUGAGGAUUUGAAGCUGCAUACAUUGAAUUACUCUCAGAAGAACUAUCUGAAUAAGAUUAUGAAGGAACGCAAGAGCCUUGUACCUUUUAAAUUACCUUACAGAGAUGAUGAAUCACAACAGCGUGAAAUUCAAUAUCAGCAGGUUACUGCUCUGAUGGCUAGUGCCACUGACCAGAAAAAGAAGGCGCUAAAUAAAACAGUGAAUAGACAAUCAAGAUUGCGUCUUCCCCAGCUUUCCCCCAAUUUGACUCCUAAACUAAACAUUUUUGAGAAAAGGUUCAAUUCUGUGAAAUCUAGUAAAUAAGAAGAGAAUGGUUUUCUCAAAUAAUAGCCCGCAAGAAAGUCAAAAGGAAUUUCCUAAUACCUCAGCAAGAUUUACCUCUAUUAAAGAAGCACUCCCUGUUGCCAUCUUGAGGAAGAAGCAAAAUCUUGGGAAGACUGAAGAUGAGGAAGAGAGCAAAUCGAAUGUCAAGAAAUUCAUUAAAGUUAAAAAUCCAAAACAGUAUCAUAAGAAAGGCUUGCUCUCGAACGAGCUGACCACAGGGAAACCUCUGGAUAAUACAUUGGACUCUAAGAUUCUGCAAGGAAGAUCAUACCUGAUCUCUGUAUCUCCCUCUCAAAAGAACUAUGAUAAAAAUAUUAAGAAGAAGUUCCUAUUGAAGCGGAACUUCUUGAACCAGAGCACAGAAGAAUUCAAGAUAGAGGAUCAGUAUGAGAAUAGAGCUGCUGUGCAGAAAAUAAGAUAUAAAAAGGUAUGGCAUCCUGUCUUUUGUCAAUCAGCCACUCUUACAAACCUGAAGGGAUACACCUACCUCAUCGGAGGUGUGAAUCACUCUGUGAUAAAGCAAGUCUGUUGUAUUGCAAAUACUGACUCUGAGUGCUUAUGGAAGGUCUUUAAGGAUGACCACCAGACAAUCCUUCAGAGAUACGGACAUACCUGCAAUAUUUAUAAAGACUCAUUAAUAAUCUUUGGUGGGCAGAAAGGCUCUGCUAGCAAGAAGGCGAAAAGACUUGUACUUAAUGAUAUUUGGCUGUACAACCCACAAGUGGGAACUCUCGAACAAAUUUUGACCAAGAGUGGCCCUGACCUCUGAUAUGGCCACUCUGCAUGAGUAGCUGGCAACUAUUUGGUCGUUCAUGGAGGCGUCAACGAGAUGGGCGAUGUCCUUCAAGAUCUAGGGGUUCUUGAUAUAGCUAAGAAAAAGUGGCUCAAAGUGAAUAUGCCAGCCAAAGGAGCUAAAAAUCCUCCAGGAAUCUGAUUUUCACGGAUGGUGGCUGUAUUUUAUGAGGGUAGGAAAAAGAACCCUCAUGGAGAGUUUUUUGGAAAGUAUAAGCAAGACCAGAAUUUGGACCCAUUUCUACCUAAGCCAAAGCGAGACAAAAUCAAGGAUAAAGAUAUUAUCCUCGAAGGUUGUUAUAUGUUUGGUGGAAUAACUAAUGACAAUGACAUCAUUGAUCAUCUUUACAUCCUUAAAAUUCAGAAUGAAGGGAAGGACUUCGAAUGGGAAAAGGUCGAGGACUAUAAUGGUAAAUCUCCGUGUGAAAGAUCUCACCACUUCAUGGAGUAUCUCAAGUUCAACAAUUCUAUUUUAGUAUUUGGAGGGAGAAAUGACAACAAUCAAAAAUCAUCUGUGCUAAAUGAUAUGUACUUUUUACAAAUGGAUACUUUAACUUGGAUAAGUGUUACUUAUGCUAACAAAAAACCUGCUGCCAGGUUUUCUCAUGCUUGAGGAAUUCAGGAUUCAAAACUCAUAAUUUUCGGUGGUGUCAACAGCAAUUUCGAAAUGGAACAAUCAGUUGAAGUCAUAGAAUUCGAUCCAGAGAAAUUUGGUAAUACCAAUUUCACAAAUAUUUUGCAUUAGAUGGCGAUAUAAUUGAUGCUGCAUAAUAGUGGGAAAUUCUGGUACUUUCAUUCAUCUGGGUAAUCUUCCCAAUUAAUGGUCUUUAGUCAUGAAUAACCAAAUCCUUAUUUUCUCAAUUUAA